AUGCAGGGCGGCGUCCGGAUUACCUGCCCAUCGAAGAAUGCUGAACUCGUCAGAGCCGUGCCCUCGGCAGACCGCCAGGGGCCACAGCAGGGCCGGGCUCUGGGACACGACGGCGUCGCUGCUUUGCUCUCAGUGGAGGCGAUGUGGCCUGAUGCCCCCAGGGGCCACCUGGCGUGGGGGGUGGGCACGGGGACAGUAGAGGGGGGCUGGAGGGAAAGUGCCCGAGUCAACAUCCAGGCAGAGCACGUGACCAGCACCAGCUGUGAGGCCGGGGAGCCACAGGGCCGCGGGCAGCAUGGGGAGUGGGGCCCCCGGGACCGCGGGGCCCCCAGGACGGUGGGGCCCCAGGACCACGGGGCCCCCAGGACCGCGGGCAGCAUGGGGAGUGGGGCCCCCGGGACCACGAGCAGCCCAGGAGGCGUCACCAGGCAGCAGAUGGACCGCAGGGCGCCCGACAGCUUCUCCCCGCGACAGGCUGUCCCCAGAGGUGGACGUGCCCCGGACUGCGUCAGGGAAGCGGCCCUUUCUGGUCCCACCCUGGCUUCUGCCUCCAAGCUCUCUCCUGAGAAAGUCCGUGCUGGGGACACGGGCAUGAAGGCCACUGCAAGGGACGCAGCGGAGCCUCACCCAGACCCCGGGCUGGCGGUUUUCAAUCAACUGACGACAUUGGGCUGCUUCUCGGAACUGCACCCGGGCUGGCCUGGCGCGGUGCGUGAGGCCCCCAGUCACCCGAAUGCACCUGUUAAUUUUGCCUCUGGGUAA
This is a messenger RNA of Rangifer tarandus platyrhynchus (Svalbard reindeer), 762 nucleotides long. NCBI's taxonomy places the organism in Eukaryota, Metazoa, Chordata, Mammalia, Artiodactyla, Cervidae. The record is from the annotation of a GenBank genome assembly.